This is a messenger RNA of Solea solea (common sole), 1221 nucleotides long. RefSeq names its product neugrin, neurite outgrowth associated (gene ngrn). The record is from RefSeq and is a predicted model, not a curated record. The transcript is spliced from 3 exons. Gene Ontology annotation, cellular component: nucleus. NCBI's taxonomy places the organism in Eukaryota, Metazoa, Chordata, Actinopteri, Pleuronectiformes, Soleidae. The coding region runs from base 237 to 1184 and encodes 315 amino acids.
CAGUGUUUGCGGAAGUAAAUACACGCUGUUCACUAACGUGCUUGCGGUAGUGUUGAUAAAGGUCCGCACUGUUUUGUAUUGAUAACGUCACGAUUUGCGUUACUCCCGUCAGUCAUUACUUGGUCCAAACCACGUCUCUUAAGGACAGUUUGGCUGCUAAUGUUGUCUUGUAGCUUAACUCCUCAGAGAAACCACCUGGUUCUGGCUCCAGAAAGCAGGACACACUGUCUGUGAACAUGUCCCGACCUCUGCGGGUCCUUUCACUCCUGUUCUCCAGGCCCGGUGCUCUGUCUUUUGCUCCCAUAAACAGCUGUCGUUCUGUAAGCAGAGAUGGCAGACAGUGGAUGGGACAGAACCGUGUGCACGGAGACCGAGACAGAGACAGAUUAUCACACAGAGCUUCAGGACACAGCGACGACGUGUGUGAUGAGGACACUGAGGACGUAGAGGAUGUAGAAGACAAGCUCCAAGCCUUGGUUGGUGAAGAGAGGAAGAAGUCGAAUACCCUGAAAUAUCACAUACUUAAGAGGAAGAUGACUCCAUCAGGAGCUCCACAGAGGAAACUAACCUGGGAUGCUAUGGAGCAGAUCAGAUAUCUGAAGCAAGAGCAACCAGAGGAGUGGACAGUAGAGCGUCUGGCUGAGGGUUUCUCUGUCACCCCUGAUGUCAUCCUGAGAGUCCUCAGAAGCAAGUUUGUCUCCUCUCCCAAAAGAAAAUCCAAGCAGGAUGCUAAAGUAAUGGUUGGACUAAGCCAACAAGUGCUGCUUUCAGGUGUCAGAGCCAGCCAGGAUAGACUGAAGCUACCUGGGAAAACAGAAGCAACACUGCUACCUGGAGGUAGACAAGGGGCUUUAAUCUCUGCAGCUGACCAGGCUCUGAUGAUCCAAGGAGAACCCUCAGGGUCACUGGACAAGAGUCCUGUCCCUGUUACUGUCCUGCCCACACAUUUCACAACUGGUAUUAGUAAAGACGCAACAGUGACACAGUCGACUGAAGAAAAUUGUCCCACCAAAACAAAUCCAGAGGACAACCAUGAGGAUGAGGAUGAGGAUGAGGACUGGGAUGGACAGGUGUUUACUGAAGAACAAAUUGAAGAGUAUUUGGAAAAAGAGAAACCUGCCCCUGUGGUACAAGUUGGGAAUGAGUUCUUUGAUCCAGAUGGAAACUUCAUGUAUAGAAUCUAACAUGUCUGCUGACUUACGUAUGUGUGUAUGUAUGUAU